This is a messenger RNA of Glarea lozoyensis ATCC 20868, 2742 nucleotides long. Its product is annotated as WD40 repeat-like protein. Gene Ontology annotation, cellular component: small-subunit processome; t-UTP complex; 90S preribosome. The record is from RefSeq and is a predicted model, not a curated record. Gene Ontology annotation, biological process: maturation of SSU-rRNA from tricistronic rRNA transcript (SSU-rRNA, 5.8S rRNA, LSU-rRNA). Bases 1 to 2742 code for a protein of 913 amino acids. Lineage: Eukaryota; Fungi; Ascomycota; Leotiomycetes; Helotiales; Helotiaceae. The transcript has 2 exons. Gene Ontology annotation, molecular function: RNA binding; protein binding.
AUGGAUAUCCACCGAUGCCGAUUCGUGCACUAUCCGCCCUCGACAAUCAAUGCGCUCGCCUUCUCCCAAUCUAAAAUCACAGACGAGACGAAAACCGCACCGCCUCGUCUCGCAGUCGGUCGCGCAAAUGGCGAUAUCGAGAUCUGGAAUCCUCUGAGCGGAUCAUGGCUCCAGGAGACGAUUAUACGGGGUGGAAAGGAUAGGAGCAUUGAUGGCUUGGUGUGGACGCAGGAUCCUAAUGAGGAGAUCCAGGGCGAGACUUUGAUUGGGAAGUCGAGACUUUUUAGUUGUGGAUAUACGACUACGGUUACGGAGUGGGAUCUUGAGAGGGGUGUGCCGAAGAGACACGCGAGUGGGAAUCAUGGCGAGAUCUGGUGUUUGGCUGCGCAGCCGCCUCUGCUCGGGCCUGCUAAGGAGGGGGAAUGGGCGGGUCAACAUCUCAUUGCUGGGUGUACGGAUGGUGCGCUGGUGUUGUAUUCGACGCAGGAUGAUGAUUUGCAACUUCAGAAAAUCUUGAUCAGGCCGAGUUCGAAGAAGGCGAAGAUCAUUAGUGUGACGUUCAAGGACAGGAAUAUCGUGGUUGCUGGAUGCUCUGACAGUAUGAUUCGCAUUUUUGAUAUUCGGAAUGGUGCAUUGUUGAGGAGUAUGUCGUUAGGUGCUGGUCCGGCUGGUGGACCGAAAGAGAUUAUUGUCUGGACAGUUAAGACGUUGAGGGAUGGGACGAUUGUUUCGGGCGAUUCGACAGGCGAGUUGAGGAUUUGGUCGGGCGAGACGUAUACUUUGAAGCAGAGGAUCAAAAGUCAUAGGCAGGAUGUUCUCAGUCUUGCGACAAGUGCGGAUGGCUCGACAGUCAUAACCGGUGGUAUGGAUCGAAGAACUGUAGUAUACAAGCAAGUUGGAAAGGGAAAAUCUCGGUGGGCAGAAGUCUCUCACCGCAGAUAUCAUAAGCAUGAUGUAAAAUCAAUGGCAACUUUCGAAAGCAAGGGCAUGAGUGUUGUCGUUUCAGGUGGCCCGGACGCUGCACCAAAUGUUCUCCCGCUUUCUCAAUUCGGACUCGAAAAUCAGCGAGCACUACCAUAUAUACCCCAAGACUCGAUCAUACAAAGCUCGAGCAAAAGAAGACUGAUGAUGAGUUGGUGGGAUCGAGAGAUCUUAAUAUGGCGACUAGGAAAGUUCCCAAAAGCUAAUGCUAAUUCAGAAGAUGAAGAGGAAGACCCGUCACGGACUCGAAAACUUGUGGCGAAGAUUCUGUUAAAAGGGGAAUCAAAUAUUACUUCUGCUUCUUUAAGCCGAGACGGUACAUUACUUGCAGUUGCUACUGUCGACGAUGUCAAGCUAUUCCAGCUUAGAAACAAGAAAACUGAAGAUGGCCUUCGCGUUUCAAAAAUCGAAGUGCCAUCGACCGUUUCCUCUGGGGCACGAUUGAUCCAAUUUUCGCCAAACGGGAAGUGGCUUUGCAUUGUCCGACCAGAUAGUCGGAUCCUAGCUGCUAGGGUCGUUCAGGAGGAAGGAUCUUUUGUUUUACAUCGAAAACUUUCGAAAUUAAGAAGAAUUGAUCGCGAAGCUCCGAAGAUUGUUCUGCUAGGUGGUCUUGGUCGCUAUGAUAGAACUGUAAGCAAGAUUGCUUUCUCAACAGACAGCAACGUACUAGUGGUCAGCGAUUUAGCGGGAUAUAUGGACAGCUUCGUACUUUCGGGCGAGGAAGAUCUUUCACUUGAUACCCCAGAUGUGGACGAAUUCGGUUCAGCUUCCGACUCCUCGGAUUCAGAGAGCAGUAGCGAAGAUGAGGAAGAGAUCGUUAUCGCGCCACAUAAACUCAUAUUUGGUCAACAAUGGUUACGUAACCCAUCCGCCUCAUCGAUACCUAAAUUACCGUCUGCUCCUACCAUAAUAUCCUUCAGACCAGACAGCUCUGCCAAGAAUGGCCACGUUAAUAGAGUCUCACCUCAUCCGACACGCAACAAUCCACACCCAAUAUCUCGUGCUUUACCAACAUCCGCUACUACACCUGAUCGUCUGUUCAUCAUGACUGCAUGCUCUUCCGUAUUCGAGUUUAAUGUUCUGUCCGGUUCUCUGACUCCUUGGUCGCGCCGUAAUCCAUCAUCCAUCCUCCCAGAGGAUUUCCGCAGAAAUCGUGAUCACGCUAGGGGAUGUUUCUGGAAUGUUACAUCUGAACAAGCUCGCAUCUGGUUAUACGGAGUAGGGUGGUUAUGGAUGUUUGAUCUGAAUGUUGAUUUCCCUCUUCCAAACGAGGCCACAUCUACUGCUCUUGUCAACGGUAGUAAGUCAAAGGAAAUCGCUGAAACGCCGAACAAAAAGCGAAAGCACAAGGGAGGAAACGAAAUUAGCACAGGGGCUGGUUCCGCGAUCGCUAAUGGUAACCUCGAAUUGGGGAUUUCAAGAAAAAUCCAGAAAGUUGCCGAGGGAGGAAAGAAGCAAAUUAGAGAAGAUAUUGACAUCAAUGCUUCUCCAUUUGAUGAAAUGGACCUCGACACCGACGCAGAAGGGCCAACAGCUCUUGAGCGUCUGAGAAGAGGAUCUUCUGCUGGAGAAGCUCGCGCGAGUGGAGCGAAAGCAAGCUGGCGUACCUACAAGUAUCGACCCAUCUUGGGCGUUGUGGUAUUGGGGGAGGAAGAAGGCGAAGCGGGUCUUGAGGUUGCUAUUGUUGAAAGACCGAUUUGGGAGGUGGAGCUACCUCCCCGCUACUAUGGUGACCAGGAGUGGGAGAAGGACGGUUUGUGA